AUGAUCGGAACAUACGUUUGUCUCAGCUACACCUGGGGCCCAAGCAACAGCUACGUGACGACCCCCUCGACGUACCGAGCCAAUUUGGAUGGUAUUAACUACAAUUCCCUCCCUCGGACCUACAAAGACACCAUCACAGUGACAACCAUUCUGGGGAUCCCAUUUUUAUGGAUAGACGGCCUCUGCAUCAUACAAGGAGACGAAGGCUCAGCUGACUGGAAGGAGCAGUCAUCUCAGAUGGCCGAUAUCUACGCCAACGCCAUCCUGGUCAUCGCAGCUGCGAAUAGUACCAGUGUGGAAGACGGCUUUCUCAAUGCAUCACAAGACACUCGAAACAUCAUUUCGUUCGAGAGUGAGACUCAUGCCGAUGGUAACAGUCAGUCCGGCAUGACCGUACACGCUCGCCCGAUGCUGGAUCACAGCUGGCUCGGCUGGUCCACCCUCGCCGAACCCAAAAGCGAGGGGACCCUAAGCCGCAGCUGGUGCUUCCAAGAAGAAGUCCUCGCGGCCCGCCUCCUCACUUUCUACGGCGGCGAGAUGAACUUCCAGUGUCUUGGAGACGUGUACAGCUGCGAGUGCGGUUUCCCUGCUGAAGCCCUCGGACUGGUCACCAUCAAAGAGCUAUACGAGCCGCGCCUGAGCCUGGGCGACUAUGAGACUCCGAACUGGAUGUGGCAGAGCACCGUGGAACACUACACGCGACGGAAGCUCACGGUGGGGACCGAUAGGCUGACAGCGCUGUCGGGCGUGGUCCGGAUCAUGCAAUCGGCUUUGAAGACGCGGUAUAUCGCCGGCCACUGGUGGGAUCGAGACUUUCUCUGCAGCUUGUGCUGGAUGCCCGUGAGGAACGAGGAGACUGAGGGACGGCUGACGGAUGAUUAUGUGGCGCCAUCGUGGUCUUGGGCCGCGCAUAAUGGGCCUGUCACCAUGUGGAUUCCGUACGGCGAUUCGAAAGACCAGCAGUCUCCUCGAUUUCUUGGGGACACCAUUGUCAAGGACGUGAGGAUGUACCACUCGACGUCAGAUGCCACCGGCGCGGUGGCGGGUGGGUUUAUCACCGUCCGAGGUGUUUUCCUCCCGGUGCGGAUCAAGAUCACUUCAGUUGAGCGGUCCACGGCAGUGAUGAGCAGAAAUAAUGUAGACAUCCCGUUCUACUUCGACCGCCCCGUUGGUUCGGCAAAUCUUUCGGGUAUGUUCUUCUGCUGGGUCGUGUGCUGCCUCCCCACGGUUUCUCUGGGUCGAGGGCAGCAGUCCGAGGCUUACUGUUUGAUGUUUCUACGAAGCAAGCCGGAAGGUGUUUGUGAGCGGAUCGGGUUCACUGAUCAUGAAGCGGCCGCCACGGACAAGUCCAUGGUAUUCUUCCAAGGGUACAGGAAAGCAAUACGAGUCGCAACGAUAGUCUAG
Messenger RNA from Colletotrichum karsti, 1404 nucleotides. Its product is annotated as heterokaryon incompatibility protein. The transcript has a single exon. The record is from RefSeq and is a predicted model, not a curated record. The coding region runs from base 1 to 1404 and encodes 467 amino acids. NCBI's taxonomy places the organism in Eukaryota, Fungi, Ascomycota, Sordariomycetes, Glomerellales, Glomerellaceae.